Messenger RNA from Girardinichthys multiradiatus, 7265 nucleotides. RefSeq names its product Rho guanine nucleotide exchange factor (GEF) 28a (gene arhgef28a). Gene Ontology annotation, molecular function: guanyl-nucleotide exchange factor activity. Bases 256 to 5487 code for a protein of 1743 amino acids. The record is from RefSeq and is a predicted model, not a curated record. The transcript is spliced from 36 exons. Gene Ontology annotation, biological process: regulation of Rho protein signal transduction. NCBI's taxonomy places the organism in Eukaryota, Metazoa, Chordata, Actinopteri, Cyprinodontiformes, Goodeidae.
CGGAGAAAAGCAGCACAACCUGCACGGCGACACCUGUAGACAAACUCCUUGUGCUGACUUCAGCGGUUGUUUUUUUCCAGGAACAAAAAACGCGGAUGAAGCCGAAGCCAUUGGUGCGGAAUGAGGGCGUGAAAGUUGUGGGAAUGUACCGUGAGCCAAAGCGAGCAGGAGAGAAGCUGAAUUAACAGAAAGUUGAUCGGUCUCGUCCGUGCAGAGAGCGGAGACGGCAGCAGGUAUCUGGUAGAUGGGAAGAAAAUGGAGGUGAACAGAAAAGAAGUUCCUUUAUACGGACAGGUUGAUGGUUGUGUAUUGCUCCAAGACACAGCCCCUGAAGAUUGCCAGUUUUAUAUUGUUGCACAAGGCUCCAGACUUACUCAUGUGACCACAGCAAAAAGAGGCAGUGGCGAGCGGACUUUUUGUUUCACCGUUCCAGGUCAUGACCGUGUAGAAGUAGUCUCUGUUACAGCCUACAUCUCCACGAAUGAUGGCAUUUAUCCUUAUGGGUCUAAAGCAUCUCUUGAAUACUUUAGGGAUGAUGCUCAGGAAGCAGCAGAGUAUCUUAGUGGAAACAGGGACCAGUUUGGGCAUCAGAGCUAUCAGGAGGUCCUGAGGAGGUUUCCUCUGUUAGUUCAGGCAGCUGAUGAGGAGCUCUGUGGUGGGCUGUUAGCGUGCAGAGAACGAGAGACGCAGCUCAGGGGAAGUUCAGGUGAUGGCCUGAGGCAUCUGGAUCAGAAGAUCACUCUGGCCCUGGCUAACAUGGAUUAUCCUCAGCAGUGGAAAAACUCUAACUGGGAGCCUGGAGAAGGUGCUGAACAUCACCCCAAAGAAACCCUCCUUCACCUCGCUGUCCACUUGCAUUUAGUGCACCUGACUCGUUUUCUAACUUACCAAACUGGAAGUCAAAGAUUGUUGAGCGUAUGCGAUGAGGAAGGAGAAGCGCCGCCCCAGCCACCUCAGAGGGACGGAUGUCAAUCCGCCUUCAGGGACCUGGCAGUUCCCCCAGAGGCUGCUGUCGACCUGCCUCUUCCAGGUGUCUUCUGUCUGUGGGCUGACAGCUCCUGCAUGUUGAGGUUUUGUCCAGGAACGGAGUCUGUUUUUCUCACUCUGCGACAGGCUGCUCAUAACUGCCCCCAGGAUGCGAUUAUGGUUCUCAGAGAAAGACUCAAAGACCACAGAGUCUGCAGACAGAUCAACAUUCUGAGAGUUGGUGCUGGGGGUCACAAGAGUCACAAAAAUGAAGAUCAUCUGAAUGAUCGAAGUCGCGCCAAGGAGCUUAACAUAGAUGGGAAUGUGCUGGUGGACAAUGUUUUUGAGGAUCAGUCAACCUUGUUUUUAAUUGACACAGAUAGCGAAGAAGAAAACUCAUCCUCUUCGUCUGUAAAUGGGCAUCCCGGACUGAACAGUGAAGUUCAGAACCAGUUCAGCCAGCGUGCUUCAGAGCUCUCCAUGAUCAACGGCAGUGAUCAGACCCUUGCACAGCAGACUCAGGCUAACAAAGAGGACACUAAGUUUAGAGUAGAUGAUGUGACAAGCGACAGCACGGGCACUGAUGGCAUUUUAUGGGACCCUGAUGAUCCUCUUGCAACCGACACCCCUCCACCCCAUUUCCACUUACAAGAUCUCCCUGCGUCUGUACCUAGCUCCCUCUCUCUCUCACCUGUUGAUCAGGCCCUCACGAGGCUGAAUUGUCAGCCCUCCACUGAUCUGAACAGUCAAAGAGACAGCACACUAAUGGAAACCUGUGAUAUCAGUCUGGUGGCCCUGGAAAUGGACAGUGAAGAAGAAACUCCAGAGCCAAAGUCUCUGCUUUCCCGACUAUUUUCAGAUGCUAGCAAAAGUGAAGACAAAAAAGAAACCCGGCGUCCAACUCCUGAUCUCACCUGUACUCGGGCCCAGUCGGCCUCCACAUGUGAUUCCAUCUCCAAAGACCUAAGUGAGGAAGGUGUUCGACUGCGCUCCUAUUCCUACUCGUACUCAAAGCUCUGUCCUAGUCGCUGCCCCCGGGACAACCACACAUCGGAAGAUGGCGUUCUCCACAGUGUCAGCCACAGCCGAUCUCUCCUUCAGGCGCUCUCUCUGUCUAAAUCCACCCUGUCUCUGUCUCUGCUCCACCCGGGUAAACAAAGAGCCUCCAGCAUAUCAGAGCAGUCCCACGACAAAAGAGAGAUUAGGUUCCGUAAACGGGCCCAGUCCGCUGAUGAUGAGGGCAGCCUUGAGCUGGCAGAGUCCCUGCAGCAUCUCACCCUGUCAGAGUUUCUCAAAGAAAUUGAAGAGGAGGAGUUGGAAAAGUAUAACAUUCCAACCAAGGCAGAGUCGGAGAAGUACAAAGUCAUUCGUACCUUCAGCUUCCUCAAGAACAGGAUGUCCAGCACACGUAACAAGAACAAGGGGAAAGGGAAGGACAGAGAAGCCAAGGAUAAGCAACUGAAUGGCCAUCGGUUUGGAACGGGCCCCUGUUUAGGACCCACACUGUGUGUGGUGUGUGACAAACCAGCUUCUGGAAAGGACCUUCUGCAUUGCUCAGGAUGCACUGCUAUUGUCCAUAAGAGCUGUAAGGAAUCUCUCCCACCAUGCUUGAAGAAACUUCAGGAUAGGUAUGCCCUGACUGUGGUGAAAAGCAAGACAGCAUCCCUUCCACAGAACUUCACAGUGAGAGAGAGUCCUCCCCAUUCUGUGAUCCCAAUUUCUGUUUCUCAACCUGUCCUUACCCCAAAGGAGAGGAAGGACACUGUGACACAGUCAUGUUCUCUGCCUGGAAGCUUACCCAACAGCAACAGUCUGCUCAUCGAGAGUUCAGAGACAGAAUCUGAAGCCCUGAAGCCAAACAACCAUUCAGAGGAGCUCCUGCCAACUCCAGGCUCCUCUGCCUCUAAUGAGUCAUCCUUCGGAGACGACUGUGUGGACUCAUAUAGUCACACCCACAGUAAUAUAUUAGCUGAUUGUGUUGAUUACGAGGCCGAGUCAUGGAGUCUGACGGUAGAGCACAAGUUCUGCAAGAGGCAAGACAAACAAGCUGUCAAGAGGCAGGAUGUUAUUUAUGAGCUGAUGCAGACUGAGCUCCACCACCUGCAGACCCUGCACAUUAUGGCCGAGGUUUUCCGGCGUGGCAUGAAGGAAGAAGUGCAGCUCGACACUGAAUCUGUGGAGCGGGUGUUUCCCUGUCUGGACCAGCUGCUUGUUUUCCACCACGCCUUCUUUGCUGCCAUGAAGGAGCGGCGUCAGAGUUCUGGCCAGCCUCAGGGUCAUACGAACUACCUGAUACAGCAAAUCGGAGACAUCUUGCUCCAACAGUUUUCAGAAGAGAAUGGAGAAAAAAUGAAGCAGGUAUAUGGAGAAUUCUGCAGUCAUCACAAUGAAGCAGUCAGCUUUUUCAAAGAUCUCUUGCUGCAUAACAAGAGAUUUCAAAGCUUCAUUAAGCAACAAGGUCAAAACUCUUUGGUGCGACGGAAAGAGAUCCCAGAGUGCAUUUUGCUGGUAACCCAAAGGAUCACAAAGUACCCAGUGCUACUAGAGAGGAUCCUACACUAUACUCAAGAGGAAACAGAGGAGCACGCCAACCUUUCCAAAGCACUGGCUCACAUUCGAGAAGUGAUAGUAGGUGUGGACCUGAGAGUCAGCGAAAAUGAGCGCCACCAGAAAUUACAGGAAGUGUGGAACCGCAUAGAGAACCGCAGCACGGCAAAGCUGAAGAGCGGUUACACCUUCCGCAAGCAGGACAUGAUGGGGCCAGGUCAAACCCUCAAAUACCAGGGCGUGCUCCUGUGGAAGACCGCCACUGGUCGUCUUAAGGAUGUUCUGGCACUCCUCCUCAGAGAUGCGCUCAUCUUCCUCCAAGAAAAAGACCAGAAAUAUGCAUUUGCCACUGUGGACCAGAAACCUCCUGUCAUCGCACUGCAGAAGUUAAUAGUUCGGGAAGUGGCGAAUGAGGAGAAAGGAAUGUUUUUGAUCAGCGCCUCUUCUGCAGGCCCAGAAAUGUACGAGGUCCACACUUCAUCCAAGGACGAACGAAAUACCUGGAUGAGGCUCAUUAGAGAGACUGUAGAAAGCUGUCCAGAGGAGCCAGAGGAAUAUGCAAGCGAAUCUGAAGAGGAGAAGGCUGCUGAGGCUCAUUUCCAGAAGAUCCUCAAGUUACAAGAGAGCUUAACGAGUCAGGACCAGCAGAUCUGCUCCAGCCUGGAGGAGAAGCUGCAGAUCUACACAGAGCUCUCUGUUCUGAGCGGGAGGACAGACCCUGCUGUGGUGGAGCCGCGGUUGCUGGUCCAGCCACAGCCAGAUGAGCUGCCGCUGGCUGCUGGGCUUCUGACUGCUGCUCUACAAGAAGCUGAAAACCUCAAAGCAACAUUGUCAUCCAAGGCCCGUUCUCUGUCGAGUCACAGCCAGGACUCGGACUCCUUGUUUCCCAUCAGCCCCGCCACACUCUCCGAUCCUGCAUCUGACUCCUCCGAUGUCGGAAGCCAGACCGAUGCUUUUGAGCUUCAGUCCACAGCUGACGAUGAGAGUACUGUCGAUUUUGAGUCUGCUCAGAGUGUCCGAAACCUGACUCAGCUACUCUACAGUUUGCAGGCUGCCGUAACCAUUCAGGACACUUGCUUUGAGGUCCAGAGGCUCCUUCUCCAAGCAAAUGAGCACACCUCACCCCGCGGCCACUGCUUGCACCUCCACGGCCUUCGCGGAAACACCCUGCAGGAGCAGGAGAAGCAGCGCAACCUGGAGAAGCGCAAGGAGGAAGUGGCCACAGCCCAGCGGCUCCAGGAGCAGCUGCGCCAGAAGAAGGAGCGCUGGGAGCGAGAGUGCCAGGCAAAGGAGAGUCAGCAGGUGGAGCAGGAGAGCAGGCUGGUGGAGAGGGAGAGAAAAUGCCAACUGGCUGCCGAGAAGCUGAGGCAGGAGAGAGAGGAGCUGGAGGAUCAACUCGAGGAGUACCAGCAGAGCCUGGAGAGACUUAGGGAGGGUCAAAGGAGUGUGGAGAGGGAGCGGGAGCGUCUGGAGGACCAGCAAAAGCUGCUCCAGGCCUGGAAGCAUGGGCGGCAGAGCAGCCUGUCCACUGUGAUACCUCACAUGGUCAUCCCUCUAGAUGUGCAGCAGGGCUCUCCACCAAAUAACUCCAGACAGCACACCGGUAACGGCUCUGUGUUUGUGAACGAGGCAGCUUUUGCCGACAGCAGCAUUAACAACCGUCACGACCACCAUAAAAGAAACGACUCAAGCGCACAUAAUUGUUUCAACAGCCUAUUGGACAGACCUAACAACAGACAGUACCCUGUUGUUACGACCCCUCAUGGCACAGGAUACAUCUACAGCCCCUUAGGAAGGCUCCAUCACACAACCAGUGAGUCCAGCUUUCAUGGCGAGGCCUGGAUGUCGACAACUGACCCAAAUCCGGAGCUCCCACAUCCCAGUGACCAUCAGCUGGAGCUGAAGACGCUGGUUUCCUUGGAGACGGACAGCGAUCAGGAGGAGGGAAGGGAGGAAACAAUUGUGUUCCUCUGAAUAUAGAAACAUGCCAGACUAGGAGGCUGACAUGGCACGUGGAAACAUUGUAGUUUCUAAAUAUAUUGUUUUUUCUUCUCUAAAUCAAAAAAAUAUACCGUUGCUUGUUUUGUUUAUUUCUCUUUUAUGUGUAUGAAAAAAAACGUCACUGUUUAUUGAGAAAGAAACUGAAAAGAAAGAGCCAGACUACGUCUUGCAUGUGUUAUGCACCUUAUAUUACAUUUCAAGUACUGCAAUUGUUAUUUAAAGGAAUGGUGUGGGUAUUUUUUAAGCAAGGCUGUGUUAGCAGUUUAUAAGCACUUCAUAUUUUGCCUGGUGUAGAUAACUCUCUCUUUUUGUCUUCAUUUUACAUAAAUCAAGGAUUAGUUGCUCACAGCGUCUUAAAACAAGUCCAGUCUCAAAAACGUCAUAGCAGUUUAAGGCUGAUUUAUACCAUAGUCACGUUUGCAUUGGGUGGCUAUUUACACAGUAGUCAAUGAUUAUUUAUCCAUUAAAUGGAGGAAGGGGGGGAACAAUGAUCUUCCUGUGUGAAACAUACUGCAUAACUAACAUACAACACGGUUUACAUUCAGAGUAACAAAGGAAUAGAAAUGUAAGGCAGUUUGUAAAUCAAGAAAACAUGGUUCACUUAUCCAUUAACAGGAACAUGUUCAGUUUGUUUUUGAAUAGCUAAAAUAAGGGAACCAGUUUAGCUAGCUGUUAGCCUUCCUACAUUUUGAGGAUUUCUUUCUUUACUUUUCUACAAACUGAUAUGACAUCGGCCUACUAGAGGUGAGGAAUCUACUACCAAUAAUAACUUUGCAAAAAAACAGUUCACAAAUACAUACUAAGCUGUUAAAGUGGCCCUAUGCUCUAGUUGGCCAAACUCUCCAUGUCUUCUUGGUCUUGACUCACAUAUCGACGUUACCAUUCAAUCUUGUAAAACUGUUUGCACUUUGCACAUAAACAGAGCUGAGUUGAAAUGUAUCUUUAAAAAAUUGACAUAUUUUCUUCAAGCAAUUGUAAACCUCUCAGAAAUGCUUGUCAUAAGCAUUAUGCUCUGUCAAGGUUUCAUCUUGAGUCAAGACCAAGAACUAUGGUUUGUAAAUAAGCACGGCUGCCUUUACUUUGCCUUAAAUGCUUAUAAUUAUUUGUGUCAUUUGAGCUUUUUUUGUCUUGGAGUUAGCUAAAAACAGAAUUCUGCUUAAAAGCUCACCAUAACUCUGCAUGCAUAGAGAGUUUUUACUUAUAUAUUAUAUCUAAUGAAAAACAAAUUUUUUUUUUUUCUUUGCAGUUUGGAAACUAUCUUGACAAUAUUCUUUAAAGUGCCCAGAACAAUACAAAGUUGCCUUCCUGAUGCUGUUGUACUUUUAUCUAAGUGAUUUCACUGAAAUAUUCAUGUUGCACAUUUUAACAAUAACUGCUGUUGCACAUGUGUUUACUGUUUCUCCAGAAUAUUUUGUUUUCUUUAAACAGAUCUGUGCCAAGGCUUUGAGUAUGUCCUGUUGUUUUUUACUUACACUAUAAGAGAGAAAAUUAUUGUUUCUCUGUUUUUGUUUUUGUUUUUUUCCUGCAAGGACAGUACAGCAGUGGCAGUAUUUAAUGUGGUAUUUAGUAAAAUGUACAGACAGUAUGUUCAUUAUUCUUAUUUAUUUAUUGCAUGACAUUUUAUGUUUUACUGUGUUUUCGUAAAAGGUUGAAUUGUACAUGGAUGUGUAACUGUGUGAAGGUGUUCACGUCAUGAGCUUAUGUGUUAAAUAAUAACACAUAUUGAUAAAAGGCCAUUUGUGAACUCCCAA